Oryza sativa Japonica Group (Japanese rice) is the source of this 800-nucleotide messenger RNA. NCBI's taxonomy places the organism in Eukaryota, Viridiplantae, Streptophyta, Magnoliopsida, Poales, Poaceae. The record is from RefSeq and is a predicted model, not a curated record.
CAAUUAGCCUCAUCUACACACACUCCCAUCACUCCAAUUAACCAAAGCUAAUUAAGCUAGCUCAAGCUCUAAUCCACAUUUAGCUAGAAUGGCGCCGUCCAAGUCCACAGCCGCCGCCGGCGUCCUCCUCGUCCUGCUCGUCGCGGCGGCGGGCGGCGGCGCAGAGGCGGCGGCGACGACGUGCGUGGCGUCGCUGCUGGAGCUGAGCCCGUGCCUGCCGUUCUUCAAGGACAAGGCGGCGACGGCGGCGCCGGAGGGGUGCUGCGCGGGGCUGUCGUCCAUCGUGAAGGGGGAGGCGGUGUGCCUGUGCCACAUCGUGAACCACACCCUGGAGCGCGCCAUCGGCGUCGACAUCCCCGUCGACCGCGCCUUCGCCCUCCUCCGCGACGUCUGCCGCCUCUCGCCGCCGGCGGACAUCAUCUCCACCUGCGCCAACGAGAAAGGUGGUGUGCCGCCUCUCUACUCUUGCCCGGCUCCAUCUGCCUGAGUAUAUAUGAGAAAAGAAUAAAUGUUACCAAAGGAGGGAUUUCAACAUAUCUAAAAGUCAAGAUGGAGUAACUUUGGUAUACAAGACCAACAUAUAUAUCACGUUGUUAAAGGACAAGUAGAUAUUGGAUUAUUGGCAUAUACUGAUAUAUCCAUGCUAAUAUUAGUAUAUGUAUAUUCUGCAACAUGCAUGGACAUACACAUUGUCAAAUGAAGUACUAAGUAACACGGAACGUGUACUAGCUCGUGCUACUGUCGUGCUAUGCGCUGUCAAUAGAAAUAAAAUAUUUUACAUUGUGGUAUUAAGCAUUAAA